GUGAGCAGCAUAGGGAAGAUCAGCGGCAGCGGCAGUGAACUCAGCAGGACGUCGAGCAGGACAAGCAAUCCACCGUACAGAUACCAGCUGCCUGCCGCGCAGGACAGCAGGACUACCUUGAGAGAAGAAGCUGUCAUGAACUCCGCGGAAUCAUCUGAUACGUGUGUGGUGCUAGCCAACCCUGCGAGAAAGGUGGUCAGACCAGCAGCCAGGAGAAUGGGUGUGAAAAUCCCAGAUGACAUCCUGCAAGACCCCCUUCUCAACGCCGCCAUCAAGGUGUUGCCUUCAAAUUACAAUUUUGAGCUGCACAAGACCAUCUGGCGCGUGAAGCAGCGCAAUGCCAAAAUUGUUGGUCUGCAGUUGCCCGAGGGUCUUUUGCUGUACGCAACCACCCUGGCCGACAUCAUCGAGCAGUUCACCGAGUGCGAAGAGGUGGUCAUCAUGGGGGACGUGACCUACGGCGCUUGCUGCAUCGACGACUUCACCGCAAAGUCGCUCGGCGUGGAGCUGCUCGUGCACUACGGACACAGUUGUCUCGUGCCCUUCGACAGGACGUCCUCAUUCAAAGUGCUCUACGUCUUUGUCGACAUAAAAAUUGACAUUCUGCAUUUUAUUGAGUCGGUGAAAUUAAAUUUUCCCAAAGACCGGACCCUGGCGUUUGUAAGCACAGUGCAGUUUAUCCCCUCACUAAAUGAAGCUGCUACGGAACUGAGGAUGAUCGGCUACAAUAUUGUAAUACCCCAAGCAAAACCUCUGUCUGCUGGGGAAAUUUUGGGCUGCACUUCGCCGAAUCUAGAAAGUACAGUAGACGCUAUUAUUUACUUGGGCGAUGGAAGGUUUCAUCUGGAGUCUGCCAUGAUUUGUAAUCCAUCAAUACCGGCUUAUAAGUUUGAUCCAUACGAUAAAAAAUUCACUAUAGAAGAAUACGACCACGAAAUGAUGCUUUCCUUCAGAAAAGAAUCUGUGGAAAAGGCAUUCAAGGCUGGCACUUUUGGUCUCGUUUUGGGAACACUUGGACGGCAGGGGAGUCCAGCUGUCCUUUCUACGCUUCAGGAUCGUGUGAAGUCCAGCAACCUGGAAAGUGUGGUGGUCCUCCUUUCAGAAAUCUUCCCCCAAAAACUGAAUUUGUUCGGCCCUUCGAUCGACGCCUGGGUGCAAGUAGCGUGUCCGCGGCUCAGCAUCGACUGGGGCAGGGCUUUCGACAAGCCCCUACUGACCCCUUUCGAGUUCAACAUGGCUCUUAGAAAAAACUCGACCCUAUUAAAGGAUGGCCACUACCCCAUGGACUACUAUGAACACGAGAGCCGAGGAGACUGGACGCCCUAUCACAAGCACUCCAAAUGCGACUGUGAAUCUGGAAAGUGCUGUUGAAGAUAGUACUGCUGGCGUGCCUCGUUGCACUCUGCCUCGCUUACGAUCCUGAAGACUCCAAGCUGGCCAAAGUUCUCCUUCCAGAGGGCGAAUUCGAAGCUUUCUACCCUCAACGCGCCUUCGGGACGGUCGGGGGCGACGCA
This is a messenger RNA of Cloeon dipterum, 1514 nucleotides long. It is a transcript of the gene Dph1, whose product is annotated as diphthamide biosynthesis 1. The record is from RefSeq and is a predicted model, not a curated record. Bases 136 to 1371 code for a protein of 411 amino acids. Gene Ontology annotation, molecular function: 2-(3-amino-3-carboxypropyl)histidine synthase activity. The transcript has 5 exons. NCBI's taxonomy places the organism in Eukaryota, Metazoa, Arthropoda, Insecta, Ephemeroptera, Baetidae. Gene Ontology annotation, biological process: protein histidyl modification to diphthamide.